AUGCCCUGCCCAUCAAAGCCCAGUGACUUGGUUUUCUUUGUGAAUGGGAGGAAGGUGACAGAGAGGAAUGCGGACCCAGAAGUGACACUGCUGACCUUCCUACGAAAGAACUUACGUCUCACAGGGACCAAGUACGCCUGCGGAACAGGAGGCUGCGGCGCCUGCACUGUGAUGGUGUCGGAACAUGACCCCAUAUCCAAGAAGAUAAGGCAUGUCUCUGUCACCGCCUGCCUGGUGCCCAUCUGCUCGCUGUAUGGAGCUGCUGUCACCACCGUGGAAGGUGUUGGAAGCAUCAGAACCAGGCUUCACCCCGUGCAGGAGAGGAUUGCCAAGAGCCAUGGCACCCAGUGCGGAUUCUGCUCCCCUGGGAUGGUGAUGUCCAUGUACACGCUGCUCAGGAACCACCCACAGCCCUCAGAGGAACAGCUCAUGGAAGCCCUUGGAGGUAACCUGUGCCGCUGCACUGGGUAUCGGCCCAUUCUGGAGAGCGGGAAGACCUUCUGCGCGGAGACAAACGGCUGUCAACAGAACAGAACAGAAAAAUGCUGCUCGGACCAGGGAGAAAAUGAUUCCUCGUCCCCCGGCAGAAAGAAUGCCCUUUGCACGGAGUUAUUUUCGAAAGAGGAGUUCCAGCCUUUGGACCCUACCCAGGACCUUAUAUUCCCUCCAGAACUCUUGAGGAUGGCAGAGAACCCAGAAAAACCAACCCUGACCUUUUAUGGAGAGAGAGUGACCUGGAUCUCCCCUGGGACCCUCAAGGAGCUCCUGGAGCUGAAAGUGAGGUACCCAGAAGCCCCUGUCGUCCUGGGCAGCACCUCACUGGGACCUGCAAUGAAAUCUCAAGGACAUUUUUACCCAAUACUCCUCUCCCCUGCUAGGAUCUCUGAGCUGCGGAUGGUAACGAAAACAAGUGAUGGUCUAACGAUUGGGGCGGGCUGCAGCCUGGCCCAGGUGAAGGACAUCUUGGUUGAGAGGAUAUCUGAGCUCCCGGAGGAGAAAACCCAGACCUACCAAGCCCUCGUAAGGCACCUGCGGACUCUGGCGGGCCAGCAGAUCCGGAAUCUGGCGUCCCUAGGAGGACAUGUUAUAAGCCGCCACUGCUACUCGGACCUGAAUCCGAUUCUUGCUGUGGCCAAUGUGACUCUGAAUCUGGUAUCUGAAGACGGAGCGCGGCGGAUUCCCCUGGAUGAACAUUUCCUGGCUGGCUUGGCGAGCGCGGACCUUAAGCCGGAGGAAAUCUUGGAGUCCGUGUACAUCCCUCACUCGCAAAAGUGGGAAUUCGUGUCAGCCUUCCGACAGGCUCAGUGCCAGCAGAACGCCCUGCCCGACGUAACUGCCAGCAUGCGUGUGCUUCUCAGAGAAGGCACAGACACCGUAGAGGACCUGAGCAUUGCCUACGGAGGUGUGGGGGCCGCCCCCAUCAUGGCGCGAAAAUCCUGCCAGCAGCUCCUGGGGAGGCGCUGGAAUGAGCUGAUGCUGGAUGAGGCUUGCAGGCUGCUUCUGGAAGAAGUCCACCUCGUGGGCUCGGUUGCAGGUGGCCGGGUAGAAUUCAAGAGGACCCUGGUGGUCAGCUUCUUCUUCAAAUUCUACCUGGAGGUGUUGCAGGAGCUGAAGAAGCUGGCAAAGCUGUGCUCUGACAGCCGUCAUCAUCCCGAGGUUGCAGACCGGUUCCUAAGUGCGCUAGAAGAUUUCCCAGUCACAGUGCCCCAGGGAGUGCAAAUGUACCAGAGUGUGGAUUCUCAGCAACCUCUCCAGGAUCCAGUUGGACGCCCCAUCAUGCACCUGUCGGGUCUGAAACAUGCCACAGGCGAAGCUGAAUUUUGUGAUGACAUCCCCACGGUGGAUAAGGAACUUUUCAUGGCUUUGGUGACGAGUACCAGGGCUCACGCCAAAAUCAUUUCAAUAGAUUUGUCUGAGGCCCUCGAACUACCAGAGGUGGUUGAUGUGAUAACAGCUGAUGACAUUCCAGGCACCAACGGUGCUGAAGAUGACAAAUUACUGGCUGUGGACAAGGUACUUUGUGUGGGCCAGAUCAUCUGUGCUGUGGUUGCAGAAACAGAUGUGCAGGCCAAGCGAGCAGCUGGAAAGAUCAAGAUCACUUAUGAGGAUCUGGAGCCCGUGGUCUUCACCAUCGAGGAUGCCAUAAAACACAACUCAUUCCUAUGCCCUGAAAAAAAACUUGAACAAGGAAAUGUCGAGAAGGCAUUUGAGAAAGUGGAUCAAAUUGUUGAAGGAGAGGUCCACGUUGGCGGACAAGAGCAUUUUUAUAUGGAAACACAAAGAGUGCUUGUAAUUCCAAAGGCCGAAGACAAAGAGCUGGAUAUUCACGUGUCUACCCAGGAUCCAGCCCACGUGCAGAAAACAGUGUCGUCCACGUUAAACAUCCCCCUCAACAGGAUCACCUGUCAUGUGAAACGAGUGGGUGGAGGUUUCGGAGGGAAAGUGGGCAGGCCAGCUGUAUUUGGAGCCAUUGCAGCAGUGGGCGCUGUUAAAACUGGCCGUCCCGUUCGUCUGGUUCUUGAUCGUGAAGAUGACAUGGUAAUAACCGGGGGAAGGCACCCAUUAUUUGGAAAAUAUAAAGUGGGCUUCAAGAACAACGGGCGCAUCAAAGCUCUGGAUGUGGAAUGCUACGUUAACGGAGGAUGCACGCUGGAUGACUCGGAGCUGGUAACAGAAUUUCUCAUACUAAAGCUGGAAAAUGCAUAUAAGAUCCGCAACCUCAGGUUCCGGGGCCGAGCAUGCAUGACGAACUUACCUUCCAAUACGGCCUUCCGUGGAUUUGGCUUCCCACAGGGGACCCUGGUGACAGAAGCUUGCAUCACAGCUGUGGCAGCCAAAUGUGGCCUCCUUCCAGAACAGAUCAGGGAGAAAAACAUGUACAAAACAGUUGACAAAACCAUCUACAAACAAGCGUUCAGCCCUGAGGCCCUGAUAAGAUGCUGGGCAGAGUGCCUGGACCAGUCGUGCUUUCACAGCCGAAGAAUUCAAGUGGACGAGUUCAACAAGCAGAAUUACUGGAGGAAGAAAGGCCUUGCUGUUAUCCCCAUGAAGUUCUCGGUUGGCUUUGCUACAACCAGCUAUCACCAGGCUGCGGCACUCGUCCAUGUCUACACGGACGGGUCUGUGCUGGUCACUCACGGAGGCAAUGAACUGGGACAAGGAAUUCACACCAAAAUGCUCCAGGUGGCCAGCCGCGAAUUAAAAAUACCCAUGUCUUACAUGCACCUCUGUGAAACAAACACAGCAACCGUGCCGAACACGAUUGCCACAGCAGCGUCCAUUGGUGCAGAUGUCAAUGGCCGAGCAGUGCAGAACGCUUGUCAGGUCCUUCUGAAACGUCUUGAGCCCAUCAUUAAAAAAAAUCCAGACGGUUCAUGGAAGGACUGGAUUGGAGCUGCAUUCGAGAAACGAAUCAGUCUCUCAGCCACUGGAUAUUUCAGGGGUUACAAGGCCUUCAUGGACUGGGACAAGGGGGAAGGGGACCCAUUCCCCUACUACGUCUACGGAGCCUCCUGCUCGGAGGUGGAAAUCGACUGCCUGACAGGCGCUCACAGAAAAAUCAGAACGGACAUCGUCAUGGAUGCAUGUUGCAGUCUAAAUCCAGCUAUUGACAUUGGACAGAUCGAAGGUUCCUUCAUUCAGGGAAUGGGCCUUUACACCACCGAAGAGCUGCACUACUCCCCCGAAGGCGUCCUUCUGUCUCGGAGCCCGAAUGAGUACAAAAUUCCAACCGUCACUGACGUCCCGGAGGUGUUUAAUGUCUCCCUGUUGCCAUCAUCACAAACCCCGCUGACCAUCUAUUCAUCCAAGGGCCUCGGAGAGUCUGGAAUGUUCCUGGGAUCCUCUGUCUUCUUUGCCAUUGCCGACGCAGUGGCGGCAGCACGCAGAGAAAGAGACAUGGCCGAGGACUUCACGGUGAGGAGCCCAGCCACACCGGAGCGGGUUCGGAUGGCCUGUGCAGACCGCUUCACAGAAAUGCGCCUACACUGUCGGCCGUCAGUUAGAAGUGAGGGGAUUCGUACCCAGCUGCCACCUUCCCGCUUCAUCUCAUCGCAGGACAACGCCUCCCUGCUGAGGAGACAAGACUGUGGCAUCAUCACCCUCGUGGCAGCGCCUGAGAGGGCAGGGAUCAUAGAGGAGGUCUACGAAAGACUAACACCAGCAACAAAAACGGGCUUACUGAGAAAGUACAAGAGCGCGGACUGUGUGGGCCGCCAUAGCGGAACGCCCCAGCAAGCAUCAGAUUUGGUUGGUUACCGUCUUCUGGAUCCUACAAUCGGGCACCUGAGCUUAGAAGCGAGUUUGUAA
Messenger RNA from Lepus europaeus (European hare), 4308 nucleotides. Its product is annotated as aldehyde oxidase 2. Gene Ontology annotation, molecular function: oxidoreductase activity; iron ion binding; 2 iron, 2 sulfur cluster binding. The record is from RefSeq and is a predicted model, not a curated record. NCBI's taxonomy places the organism in Eukaryota, Metazoa, Chordata, Mammalia, Lagomorpha, Leporidae. The transcript has 37 exons. The coding region runs from base 1 to 4308 and encodes 1435 amino acids.